This is a messenger RNA of Heterobasidion irregulare TC 32-1, 216 nucleotides long. RefSeq lists its product as uncharacterized. NCBI's taxonomy places the organism in Eukaryota, Fungi, Basidiomycota, Agaricomycetes, Russulales, Bondarzewiaceae. The transcript has a single exon. The annotation marks the transcript as partial. The record is from RefSeq and is a predicted model, not a curated record.
GUGGCAGCUGUUGGGAAAUUUUAUCUCUUGGAGCACAAAGUGUCAUGUCGGUAUAAGUUCUCAUACCAUUGGUUGCCCGGCGUGGGGAUGACGGAUGGCGAGGCCCCUGAACGAAUCUGGGCAAUCUUGAAUGACAUCGGAGGCAGCAUUUGUGAGAUGACCUCAGGACAUUGUCACAACAUCAUCAAUGAUCACCACUCAGACAUGAAUGUGUGA